AUGUUUAUACAAAGUACGGGGGCAGAUGAGAACGCAAGUCAAAUCAUCCACUGGCUUUCGAAGUUUCGAAACCAGAUACAGCACUCAACAUUACGCGCGAUUCGACUUCCGGAGACUGGGGAAUGGUUCUUGCAUCAAGCGCUUUUUCAAUCUUGGUGCCAUGAUGAGAAGCCAAACAAUAUUUUCUGGUGUAAUGGCAUUCCCGGUGCAGGAAAAAGUGUGAUAACAUCACUCGUGGUAGACUAUCUACUUAGCUCAUUUACAGAGGGUAGCGAAGGCGUAGCCUAUAUAUAUUGCGAUCCUAACGAUCUGUGUCAGCAGACACCGGUCAUGAUGAUGGCCGAACUUUUAGCCCAGUUAUUGGACUCUAAGAAGGCCAUGCCUCGCCCAGUUCUGCAGCUCUACGAAAGAUAUGAUCGCGGAAAAUGGUCACCACAAAUAGAGGAUCUUGAGACAACACUCCUGCUUGUGUGCAAGAAGUUCCGAAAGUUGUUCUUCGUCAUGGACGGUCUUGAUGAGCUGGGGGAUGGACGGUAUUGGAAUCGUCUCGUGGCAUUACUCAAAUCGUUGACCACCACUACCGUCCGAUUGUUUGUAACCAGCAGGCCACACUGGGUAGGAGUUCGUAAUAUGUUGGAUCAUCCUCAAUUCACAAUAACCGCUCACGAAAAGGAUGUUCGGAAGUACUUGAUACAUACGAUGCAGCAAGAUAACGACUUUGCUAAGCUCAUUGACGGAUCCUUACAGUCCAAAAUAAUUCGUAGAAUUAUGCAAUCGUCACAGAGAACGUUUCUAAAUGCGGCAAUACAAAUCCAAUCUCUCAUGCGUCAUACAACCCUGGCGGAUAUAGAGCUCGCAAUCACGCGCAUGUCUCUAGAUACAAGCAAACUGCUCGAGGAAACAUUAGAGGAUAUCAAGCGACAAUCGAAGGACCGUUCUAAUCUUGCGAUGAAAACGCUGACGUGGCUUGCUCACGCUAAAAGACCCAUGCUGGUCAAAGAGCUUUGCCAGGGCCUUGCUAUAUCUCCUGGGGACUGCUGCCCAAAGAAAAUCAAUCUUGUUCAACUGAAAUCGAUUCUCGACUCCUGCCUGGGGCUCGUAGUU
This is a messenger RNA of Trichoderma asperellum CBS 433.97, 1104 nucleotides long. RefSeq lists its product as uncharacterized. Lineage: Eukaryota; Fungi; Ascomycota; Sordariomycetes; Hypocreales; Hypocreaceae. The record is from RefSeq and is a predicted model, not a curated record. Gene Ontology annotation, molecular function: protein binding.